Cladophialophora carrionii CBS 160.54 is the source of this 1371-nucleotide messenger RNA. RefSeq lists its product as uncharacterized. The record is from RefSeq and is a predicted model, not a curated record. Bases 1 to 1371 code for a protein of 456 amino acids. NCBI's taxonomy places the organism in Eukaryota, Fungi, Ascomycota, Eurotiomycetes, Chaetothyriales, Herpotrichiellaceae. The transcript has a single exon.
AUGGCGACUACUACGCCCUUUGGACGCCAGAUGCGCGACGAGCACUUCGCCUUCGCGAAGUCCUACACGCCCCUCAACCAUGGCUCAUACGGCGCCUUCCCACUGGCCGUGCGCUCGUAUCAACGUGCAAUCCAAGAGCAAACCGAGUCCCGGUCCGAUCGAUUCAUCCGGUUCACGGCUCGCUCCCUCCUCCUCGAGUCCCGCUCCGCUGUGGCCAGCCUGCUCAAUGUUCCGCGGCAGACGGUCGUCUUCGUGCCCAAUGCCACCACGGGCAUCAACACCGUGCUGCGGAACCUCACCUGGAACGAAGGCGACGUGAUCGUCUACUUCAGCACCGCGUACGCGGCGUGCGAGAAAACCGUCCUCCACGUCUGCGAGACCACGGCCGCGUCGUCCGUCCGCAUAGACGUGUCCUUCCCCAGCGAGGACGACGACCUCGUCCGUCUCUUCAGGGACACCGUCCAAGGGAUCAAUUUGCAGCGGGACAAGCGCGUCCGAGUCGCCAUGUUCGACACUUUGUGCACGUUCCCCGGGGUCCGGCUGCCCUGGGAGGCGCUGGUCUCGGCGUGCAAGCCGCUCGGCGUGCUGAGCCUCGUGGACGGCGCCCAUGGCAUCGGCCACCUUGACCUCUCCCGUCUGGGCCAACCAGAUUCAGAUCCGGACUUCUUCACGACGAACUGCUACAAGUGGCUGUUUACGCCGCGCGGGUGUGCCGUGCUGUACGUAUCAAGACGCCACCACCACCUCAUUCGCACGACAUUCCCGACGUCCCACGGCUUCACACCCCUGGAAGACGCGCAUGGCCUGACCUCGAACAGUUCGGACGACGACGACGACUACCUUGGCGAUCUGUUUGCCUGGGCCGCCACCGUCGACAUGAGUGCCUAUCUGUGCGUCCCGGAGGCGAUCAAGUUCCGGUCGCACACUUGUGGUGGUGAAGCCGCCCUCAGAGACUACUGCUUCGGUCUUGCACGAGAAGGCGGCAAACGUAUGGCCGGCAUCUUUGGCACGGAAGUUCUAGAUAAUCAGACGUGCACGCUGAGUCAAUGCUGCUUUACUAUGGUCCGGUUACCCCUGAGCUUUGCGGUCGAACCGGACGACCGCACUGGCUCUGGUUCCGUCACUGGCACCCGUACACCCACCGAGUGCAGCCCUCCCAUCUUCCCGCCCGAGAGAGGCCCCGCACUCGCGAAGGCCAUCAUGGACAAGCUGAUGACGGACCACGACACGUGGAUCCCGGCCAUGUUCUACGGGGGCGCAAUCUGGGUGCGAGUCAGCGCCCAGAUAUACCUCGAAAUGGCCGACUUUGACUGGGCCGCCGAGGUGUUGGCGGCCCUGUGCAAAGAGAUAAGCGAUACCGGUGCUGGUUGA